Messenger RNA from Penicillium malachiteum, 2178 nucleotides. RefSeq names its product BOD1/SHG1 domain-containing protein. Lineage: Eukaryota; Fungi; Ascomycota; Eurotiomycetes; Eurotiales; Aspergillaceae. Bases 1 to 2178 code for a protein of 725 amino acids. The transcript has 2 exons. The record is from RefSeq and is a predicted model, not a curated record.
AUGGCCAAACCUGAGGCCAUGGAGGACGUGCAAAUGGGCACGACGGCACUCACCCUGGAUAUUGAGAGUCUCAAGCGCAAGAAAUUCAAGGCCGAUGAUCUUCCCUUGUCUGGAUCACAACAUGCGGCUAUCGAUAAACUCCUGCACUCAUUCAAAAAGAAAGGUGGAUUUGACAGCAUUCGCAAGAAGAUCUGGGCGGAGUUCAAUGAUGGGGAGUUCAAAACCAAAUUCACCGACGAAUUACUCGCGUUAGCUGAAUCCGAAAUUGAAAGAGAACCCGCCCAUCUCUCCCGUGAACGCCGCAAAGCUGCUACUUUAAUUGAAGGUGCGGUUGACCGUAGCGAUGUCUACAAGAACGUCGAGCUAUCAAUCGACAAGUUGACCUCUGCGCAUUUGGAAUCGGUUCUUGGUUCCGUACGGGAUAUUCGAUGUCAAGAUAUCGGCAAUGAAGCGGCUUCUAAAGAAGAACAAGCCGGGAACAAAACUGACGCUGAAUAUGAGGGUUACGUGAAGUCUAAGCGGGACGAGCGGGAAAAAGUCUGGCGCGAAGAAAUGCGCAAGCAAAAGGAAAUUGACGAUGAACAAAAACGCAUCCGCGACGAAGAGCGACGUAAAAAACGCGAACUCGAACGAAAGAAGGAGGAUGAAGACAGAGCUCGGAGAAGAGAACUGGACGAUCAACGACGAGCAGAGCGUGAGCGUCUGCGCAAGGAGCAGCGGGCUCUUGAUGACCAGCGAGAACGUGAGCGGGACGAAAGAUAUGAACGGCGCAGACAAGAAGAGCGUGACCGAUACCGGGACCGUGAUCGCAGCCGAACUAGAGACAGAGACCGUGAUCGUGAUCGUGACCGCUAUCGUGAACGUGAACGUGAACGCUCUCCUGCAUAUCGCUCUGAUCGUCCUUUAUCACCACGCAGUCGGGAUCCAAAAAGAGAGAAGUCAGCCAUAUCCAAAGACCCCACGCCGGCACCUGCUCCUGUGGACGAGAAGUCACUUGAAGAGGCAGCUUUGCAAAUGCUGCUGAAAGAAGGCGAGGAGCUCGCAGCCAAGGCACGACAGAAGCCCGAGUUUGAUUUUGAAGAGGCUGAGGCUAUCGAGAAUGGGCUCAAGCCACCGGCUUCGACUUCAGGUCAAACAAAAGGUGCCACUGAAUCGAGGUUAUCAAACGUAUCAACCCGAGCAGCAAGUCCAUCUCGCGAUUCCAGACCUCCAUCAGACUGGAAAGACCGGCCACGAGUUAAUGCGCGGGGCCGAAGUCGAAGUCGAAGCCCUGAUCGCCGACGACGUGGUUCUCGCUAUAGCCCUGAUCGCCGUCGCGAGCGGUCUAGAGAUCUUUCCGUGAGAUCUCACAAUCGUGACCGUGAAAUGGACGAGCGACGUGGCUACCGUGAUUUCCGAGAUGAAAGAAGUUACCGGCCACCUCGUCGCAGUCGUAGUCGUUCAGUCGGGCGAGACCGUGACAGAGACAGAGACAGAGCUCGACCACGAUCCAGAACCCCUCCCCGACCACGAUCCAGAUCCCGCGAUAGAGAUGACCGACGUCGCCCUGACCGUAGUCGGGAUAGAAGUAGAGAUCGCGAGCGUGGGCGUGAUCACGAUGAAUACCGUCCUCGCCGCAGGUCUCCUUCACGUCAACGUUCACGCUCUCGAUCUCGUAAACGUGCCAGAGAACAGCGUUCUCGCUCUCGCUCUGCGGUCCGACGGAGAUCACGCUCUCGUCGUGCUUCUCCACCACGAGCCCGGCGAGCUUCACCCGGCUCUCUCGAUAUCGACCGUUAUGUACCGGCUACCAGCAAUCGCAGCAAAUCACCUCGUCGCAGAGUGCGGUCCCCUGAACGUGACCGUGAUCGAGGAGAUCGAGAUCGUGACCGCGACCGUGACCGUGACCGGGAGCCAAGAACUCGGCCUGGAGAAAUCGAUCGAUACAUGCCAGGUUCAGAGCGCGAUAAACCAAAAGAAAAAGAGAAGGAGACAGAGCCUACAGCAGACUUGACCAAGGAAAAAUCAGUCAAGGAAAAACCGGCCAAGGAAACAGAGGAUCGUCCUGCCCGUGAGGAUCGUCCUGUCCGUCGACGUAGUCGCAGUCGAAGAAGAAGCCCUAGCCGGAGAAGAAGUCCUAGUCGGAGACGAAGCCCUAGUCGACGUCGAAAUCGCAGCCGACGACGAAGCCGGGACUAG